ACGUUGAUCCUUCUGGGUGAUUCCAACUUCCGGUUUUACUCUGGUCAAGGCCUAUCGGCCUCCUCCGCAGGUAGUUGACAACGGCCGCAGCCAUGGCCGUGUGAUUGGCGACCAGCCAAACGAAUCAACUUUUGAAGCGACGUCAGCUCGGAGUAAUAAAUAAAGAAAGGACGCGUCACCGGAGCGACAAGUUUUCGCAACAGUUAGCUCGUCGGCUAGCUAAACGACGCGGCUAACAGUCUCGCCGAGUUAGCGCCUCCAAAUUAGAACCUGGUGUCCAUUUCAGGAUGUCAGCGGCGGGUUUCAACGCCCAGAACGGGACCGGACAACCGUACGCAAAUGGUCCUUCACAGAAUCCUGUUGGUGUUCAGCAGCUCCCAGGGGUCAACUAUGGCAUGAUGCACCAACCCGCUUACAAUCCCCUGCAACCCAAGGCCCCAGCGCCCCCUGCGUCCCCUGCCCCUGGACUUUAUCCCUCUGGGCCGUACCAACAUAUCCCUCCAGCCAGCGCCUACCAGCCCGGCCCACCUCCCACCUCUUACCCAGCUCCCCUCAGCCAGCCCCAGCUGACGCGACCCCCACCGGGUGGCCCUGUGACCCAUAUCCCUCCUCAGUCUGCCAGCUCCAGCCCGAGUCCCGGCCCAAGGCUACCCCCUGCACAGGGCACACCUCCGCCUCCGGCUGUGUCUUCUAGUGGAUACUACUCAAACCUCCAGCAGCAGCCGCCCCCCGUAGCUCCACAGUGGCAGUACAACUUGGCUCCACCACCCACGGGACCCUCUCCAUCCAUCAACACGCCACCCCAGGGAACGGUGCCCAAUCAUGUGAGCCCACCUGGACCUUACAGCUCCGCCCUGUCACCCUCCAUGUCACAUAGCACCACGCAGCCCUCAUGCACAGGGGCGCCCCCCACCUCUCUGCAGGCAUACAGCCACCCAGCUACGGCUCCUGUGCCCAUGAACGCAGCAGCUUCACAUCAGCAUCACCCAGGCAGAGCACAUUACGGCCCCCCUCCUGCAGGACCGCCCCCCAGCAUGAAGCCCACAGCGCCUGUGACCGGAUUCCCGAUGCCCAAUGCCACGCCGGCACCCCCAAAGGCGGCCGCUCAGUGUGGGGGGGCAGCCUGCAGCUCUCUGCCCCCCACUGAGCCCGAUUGCCAGGAGGCGGAUAUUGAAUGUCCAGGAAUGGUGGGCUGUGUGCCCCCUUCAUCCAAUGGUCCCAGUCAUGUGGACAGCAAGCCUGCCAGGCUGCCCCAGUCUGACCCACCGGGCCGAAACUUGGCCCACUACCCCUCCCUCCUCUCAGGGUACCAGCACCCCUCUGCCCCUCACGGCACCCCUCCGAGCUUGCACCCAGGAAUCACACACGCCUCUCAGCCUUAUACUCAAGCACCUCAGCCAUACCAGCAGCCACCCCCUGGCCCCGCCCACCUGAGCCCAUCCCUGGCCGCCAUGAGUCUCCAGUCCAGCACCCCCGAGACCCUGCGAGUGGUCAACCUGCUCCAGGAGAGGAACCUGCUCCCCCCCGGGCAGGUCGCUGCUCCGACACCCUGCCUGCCCCAAGACCUGCAGAAGAUAAACUGCAACCCCGAGGUUUUUCGCUGCACGUUGACAAGCAUCCCUCAGACCCAAUCUCUGCUCAAUAAAGCCAAGCUGCCCCUGGGCCUGCUGCUCCACCCCUUCAAAGACCUCUCGCAACUUCCCGUGGUGACGUCCAGCACCAUCGUCAGGUGUCGCUCCUGCAGGACCUACAUCAACCCCUUUGUGUCCUUUCCUGACCAGAGGAGGUGGAAAUGCAACCUGUGCUAUCGGGUCAAUGAUGUUCCAGAGGAGUUUAUGUAUAAUCCAGUCAGUCGAUCCUAUGGCGAACCACACAAACGACCGGAAGUGCAAAAUGCCACCAUUGAGUUCAUCGCGCCAUCAGAAUACAUGCUGAGGCCUCCACAGCCGGCCGUGUACCUCUUUGUCCUGGAUGUGUCCCACAGUGCAGUGGAGACGGGCUACCUGAAGGUGUUCUGUCAGUCCGUGCUGGAUAACAUCAGCGCGCUCCCUGGAGACUCACGGACAAAAAUUGGCUUCAUCACUUUCGAUAGCACCAUCCACUUCUACAAUCUACAGGAAGGAUUGUCCCAGCCUCAGAUGCUCAUCGUCUCAGACAUCGACGAUAUCUUUUUACCAACACCCGACAGCCUUUUAGUCAACCUCAACGAGAGCAAAGAGCUGGUGCAGGAUCUUCUGAAGAGCUUGCCAACAUUAUUUGAGAAGACCAUGGAGACUCAGUCGGUGCUGGGCUCGGCCCUGCAGGCCGCCUUCAAGCUGCUGUUGCCCACCGGGGGCCGCAUGUCCGUCUUUCAAACCCAGCUGCCCAACCUCGGAGCGGGGGCGCUCCAGUCCAGGGAGGACCCCAACCAAAGAGCAUCAGCCAAGGACAUCCAGCACUUAUCCCCAGCGACAGACUUCUACAAGAAGCUGGCGCUGGACUGCUCUGGUCAGCAGGUGGCUGUUGACCUGUUCCUGCUCAGCUCUCAGUACUGCGACCUGGCGUCUCUUGGCUGCAUAUCCAGGUACUCUGCAGGCGGCGUCUACUACUUCCCAUCUUACCACCACCAACACAACCCCGCUCAGGUGGAGCGCUUCCAGAAGGACCUGAAGAGAUACUUGACCAGGAAGAUCGGCUUUGAGGCCGUCAUGAGGAUCCGCUGCACCAAAGGUCUGUCCAUUCACACCUUCCACGGAAACUUCUUUGUCCGCUCCACAGACCUGCUCUCGCUGCCCAACGUCAACCCGGAUGCCGGCUUUGCCGUUCAAAUGUCCAUCGAGGAAAACCUGGAGGACAUGCAGGUGGUCUCCUUCCAAGCCGCACUGCUCUACACCUCCAGCAAAGGAGAGAGGAGGAUCCGUGUGCACACUCUGUGUCUCCCUGUGGUCCACUCUCUGUCGGACAUCUUUGCUGGCGCCGACGUCCAAGCCAUCAGCGGUCUGCUGGCGUGCAUGGCUGUGGAUCGCUCGGUGACGGCCAGCCUGAGCGACGCCAGGGACGCCAUGACAAACGCCGCCAUCGACUCGCUGACGUCGUACCGCCAGUCGGUGCUGACCAUCCAGCAGCCGGGCGUGCUCGCCCCAUCCAGUCUUCGACUGUUCCCCCUCUACAUCCUGGCUCUGCUCAAACAGAAAGCCUUCAGGACGGGCACCAGCACCAGGCUGGACGACCGGGUCUUCUCCAUGUGCCAGCUCAAGUACCAGCCUCUGGUCUACGCCAUGCUGAUGUUGCACCCCGCUUUGUACCGCGUCGACGACCUGACUGAUGAGGGAGCUUUGAGCGUCAGUGACCGGACCGUCCCUCAGCCCAGAGUCCUGCAGCUGUCUGGGGAAAAGCUCAGCAUGGAGGGGGCCUUCCUCAUGGACGCAGGAACGGUGAUGUAUCUGUUGGUGAGGCGGAACUGCAACCCUGUGUUUCUGAGCCAAGUCCUGGGUGUUCCCAACUACGCCGCCGUGCCUGAUAACCUGUAUCUGCUGCCAGAGUUGGACACUGCCGAGUCCCAAAGAACCCGAGCUUUCAUUGGCUGGCUGCGGGAUCAAAGACCCUUCUUUCCCACGCUGCACGUCAUCAGGGAAGAGAGCCCGCUCAAAGUCUCCUUUAUGCAGAACAUGAUCGAGGACCGGACCGAGUCAGCCCUGUCCUACUACGAGUUCGUGUUGCACCUCCAGAAGCAGAUCUCCAACUGAUGGGACAACGAUGAUCCUGGCGUGGAGCCGAGCCAACACUGAAGCGAGGAUGUGCAUGGGUGUGUGUGUGUGCGUGAAUGAAAAGGUUACCCCCCCCCCCACCACCACCAACAGCUCUCUGAGAGACCACCUCCUCCCCACCCGGGUGGCGAGGAUGGAGCCAUGGAUGGUGGUGUGGCUCCACCCGACGUGUCAAGUGUUGGCAAAGCAGAGACUAUACCGAGUCUAAAGUAUGCGAGUGUGUCUGUGUGUGUGUGUGUGUGUGUGUGUCUGUGUGUGUGUCUGUGUGUGUGUGUUUGUGACUGUUAUCCCCAGUAUUGAACAUCCCGGACCCAGGACACAACGCCGGGCUCUUUCAGCCUUUCUUCCACAGCAGAUGUUGAACAAAGAUUGUGUGAGAAGUGGUCUGUCCAUUGCAAUCUCAUUAAGCCCCCCCAACCACGCCACUCUCCCUCUCCCCACUCUACUUUUAGUAUCACGCCCCACCCACCCAAAU
Molecule: messenger RNA, 4221 nt
Organism: Doryrhamphus excisus (bluestripe pipefish)
Lineage: Eukaryota; Metazoa; Chordata; Actinopteri; Syngnathiformes; Syngnathidae
Gene: sec24a
Product: SEC24 homolog A, COPII coat complex component
Biological process (GO): endoplasmic reticulum to Golgi vesicle-mediated transport; COPII-coated vesicle cargo loading; intracellular protein transport
Cellular component (GO): endoplasmic reticulum exit site; COPII vesicle coat
Molecular function (GO): SNARE binding; zinc ion binding
Source: RefSeq, a predicted model, not a curated record